AUGCGCUACGCGGACCCCUCGGCGAACCGGGAUUUGUUGGGGAACCGAACUUUGCUCUUCAUCUUCAUCUGCGCCUUCGCCUUGGUGACCUUGCUGCAACAGAUCUUGUAUGGCAGGAACUACAUCAAGAGAGGUCUCCAGUUUGGUUGGCAGAGUGGUGACCAGCUGGCCAAUUGGACGGGGCUCUUUAAUGUCACGGACGACCCAGCAGUGCAGAGUGGCAGUGACUCCAGCUCCAGGUACUUUGAAUUUUACGAGGGCCCUUUUGAGUAUAACUCCACGAGAUGCCUGGAGCUGAGGCACGAGAUCUUGGAAGUGAAGGUGCUUUCCAUGGUGAAGCAGUUGGAGCUGUUCGACAGGUGGAAGAGCCUCCAGAUGUGCAAAUGGGCGAUGGACAUCUCUGAAGCCAACCAGUUCAAGUCCACUCUGUCCAGGUGCUGCAAUGCCCCCUCCUUCCUCUUCACCACCCAGAAGAACACGCCCCUGGGGACGAAACUCAAGUAUGAGGUGGACACCAGCGGCAUGUACCACAUCAACCGGGAGAUCUUCCACAUGUUUCCCAAGGACAUGCCCUACUACCGGUCCCAAUUUAAGAAAUGUGCCGUGGUGGGCAAUGGGGGCAUCCUAAAGAACAGCCGCUGCGGGAGGGAGAUCAACAGCGCCGACUUUGUCUUCCGGUGCAACCUACCCCCCAUCUCGGAGAAGUACACCAUGGAUGUAGGGGUGAAGACGGAUGUGGUCACGGUGAACCCCAGCAUCAUCACAGAGAGGUUCCACAAGCUGGAGAAGUGGCGGCGGCCCUUCUACCGGGUGCUGCAGGUGUACGAGAACGCGUCCGUGCUGCUGCCUGCGUUCUACAACACGCGCAACACCGACGUGUCCAUCCGCGUCAAGUACGUGCUGGACGACUUCGAGUCACCGCAGGCCGUGUACUACUUCCACCCGCAGUACCUGGUCAACGUGUCGCGUUACUGGCUCACCCUCGGGGUGCGCGCCAAGCGCAUCAGCACCGGCCUCAUCCUGGCCACGGCGGCGCUGGAACUGUGCGAGGAGGUGCACCUGUUCGGCUUCUGGGCCUUCCCCAUGAACCCCUCGGGCCUCUACAUCACCCACCACUACUACGACAACGUCAAGCCCCGCCCGGGCUUCCACGCCAUGCCCUCCGAGAUCUUCAACUUCCUGCACCUGCACAGCCGCGGCAUCCUGCGCGUGCACACGGGCACCUGCAACUGCUGCUGA
Messenger RNA from Mesoplodon densirostris (Blainville's beaked whale), 1239 nucleotides. RefSeq names its product ST8 alpha-N-acetyl-neuraminide alpha-2,8-sialyltransferase 5 (gene ST8SIA5). NCBI's taxonomy places the organism in Eukaryota, Metazoa, Chordata, Mammalia, Artiodactyla, Ziphiidae. Bases 1 to 1239 code for a protein of 412 amino acids. The transcript is spliced from 8 exons. Gene Ontology annotation, biological process: N-glycan processing; oligosaccharide metabolic process. Gene Ontology annotation, molecular function: alpha-N-acetylneuraminate alpha-2,8-sialyltransferase activity. The record is from RefSeq and is a predicted model, not a curated record.